GGGGCCAAAAUGCAGUACUUCUUUUGUCUCCUACUGUUGAUGGCGGUUUACUCCAAGUCUCACAGCACCCCGUGCGAGAAAGGCUGCGACUGUCACGAGGAGCUGAAACUCACCACUUGCACUAACGCCCUCUUUACCCAACUGCCCAACCACAUCCCUCCUUACACGGAACACCUGGACCUAUCUAUGAACCUCCUAACCUUUAUUCCGAAGAGUUCCUUCCGAAUGGAACGCAAACUGAGGGUUCUGCUUAUGAAGGACAACAACAUCAACGCUGUGGCCGAUGGGGCCUUCACCCAGCUAGAGUUCCUUCAGAAGUUGGACCUGAGCUGUAACAGGAUCUCGUCCCUGAGCGAGAGCUUCUCCCUGGGCCUGAAUGCUCUGAGAGAGCUGCAGCUGAGCCACAACCACCUGCACACCCUUGACAGCAGGAGCUUCAUGCACCUGGAUGGCCUACAGAGGCUCAACCUUACUGGCAACGCCAUCCAUAAUAUCCAGGUGAGGUCCUUUGGCUCAUUGUCCACCUUGCGGCAGCUCCACCUGGAGGGCAACCAUCUCGUCUCCCUCAACAACGGGGUGUUCUCCAUGCUGAAGUCCCUGGAGGUCCUCAACCUGCAGGGGAACCAGAUCAACAAGACCCAAGAGGGUGUCUUCACACCCAUGACCUCCCUGGCCCUGCUCAACCUGGCCCACAACCAGAUGAGCACCAUCUACUUUAAGACCUUCCUAAGCAUCCAUACCUACAGUACCCAUAUCCUGUUGGAAGGAAACCCCUGGAACUGCAAUUGUGACCUGCAGAGAGUGUUCCAUAAGCUUAGAAGUGUUCAAAGGCUCUUCUUGGAUGAUUACUAUAAUCUUAGCUGUAAUGCUCCGACAGAACUAGCGAACUACAGGUUGAUGGAUGUGGAUACGGAGCUGUGUAUCGCCGAGGUGGUUAUUGUGCUGAUUAUCACGAUCACCGUGGUGAUAACAGUGUUGGGGGCCAUCGUCAUGGCGGAGAGGAAGAGAAAGAAGAAGAAGAGGGGAAAGCAUUGGACGGAGCAGGGCAACUUGUCUGACUCAGAUCACUAGGGAUUGACUUCUUCUCGGCAACACAAUCCUUUUAAUACAUUUGUACAGUAACAUGACGAAAAUAUCUAUCAGAGACAGUUAUAAGCGUUGUCAUAUUUUAAAGGGCAUUUAGUAGGCUAUUGUACAAUUUCACCAAUUAUUUAUUGUGCACAAGUGUAUUAAUCAAUUACUCAAUAUGUACACUUUCUCCAUUUGUAAUAAUACCAGAAUUUGUAGUGUUCUAUUAGAUACUUUGAUAUACAAUAUGAACAAUACUGCAGGUGUGAAAAAUAAUACAUUAAACGAAAUUGAAAUGUG
Molecule: messenger RNA, 1368 nt
Organism: Salvelinus namaycush (lake trout)
Lineage: Eukaryota; Metazoa; Chordata; Actinopteri; Salmoniformes; Salmonidae
Product: insulin-like growth factor-binding protein complex acid labile subunit
Exons: 3
Coding region: 10-1071 (353 amino acids)
Molecular function (GO): protein binding
Source: RefSeq, a predicted model, not a curated record